GAGCGAGUUCAUUGCGUGGCCCCGGGCUCCUACAGGUACAGCCACCAUCCAGAAUUAACUGCAUUGUCUGUUACACUUCUUGAACUCCUGCCGAAGCUUCCAGAGGGCCUCCAGUGUCUGCAUAAGGUACCAUAGCCAUGCCGGUCCAACACAGAACGACAGUGGUGGGCAACACCAGUACACUGAAAUCACCAGUGGGUAUCCUCCGGAUUCUGGAAGUCAUCUUCGCCUGCGUCACCUUCAGCUUGGUGGUGCACACCGGAAGAUGGACCGGCCGCAUUGGAGACCUGUGUAUGUUCUGCUGGUGUUUCUGCUUUGCAGUGAGUCUGGUCAUCCUGAUUGUGGAGUUCACUGGGGUGCAGAACCGGAUGCCCGUGUCCUGGAAAAACUUCCCCAUCACCUUUGCCAUGUAUGCCGUCCUCAUGUGCCUCUCUGCCACAGUGAUCUACCCUCUACAGUAUCUAGAAGACAAGGCCUAUAGCAGCGAGGUGCGCAAUUACCAGAUAGUGGCCAUCGUGUUUUCCUGCCUCACCACCUUGGCUUACAUUAUUGAGGUGUCUUUAACCAGAGCCAAGCCUGGAGAAGUUACUGGCUACAUGGCGACCACUCCGGGACUCCUGAAGGUUUUGGAGACCUUCAUCGCUUGCAUCAUCUUCGUCUUUAUUUCUGAUCCACCUCUAUACGAUCGGCACGAUGCCCUUAAGUGGUGUUUAGCGGUCUAUUGCAUCUGCUUUAUCUUGUCUAUUGUGGUCAUCAUCCUUUGUGUUGGCGAGUGCACAGGCUGGUUGCCUUGCGCCUUCAAUAAGUUCCUCAGUGGUUACGCCCUCUUGGCAGUCCUGAUGUACGCCUCCGCCAUGAUCAUCUGGCCCAUCUUCUCGUUUGACAGGAAACACGGUGGAACCGCAAGCCGACCUUCGAACUGCCGGUCGAGCCCUGGAAACCUAUACGCGGUGUGCGAGUGGGAUAAGAUGGUGGCUGUUGCUGUUCUGACCGCCGUCAACCUCAUUGCAUAUGUUAUGGACCUGGUUUAUUCUGCCAGGCUUAUAUUCAUCACGGUCUAAACCAUUGAACUUCAGAGAGAGGGUACGAUAUUUUUUCGACCGUCCGCCUGGACAGAAUAUAAAGAGUUUCAUACUCGCCAGGCAUAAUUAAAUAUAUGUAUCCAUCACACAGCUUGCUAUUUAGCCUUAUAUAUUUAGGUAUAUAUAUAUGCCUACAAACAACACUUUGUAUAUGGAGAUCCUGCCGACCCGGGAAUCAGAUCCCUGGACUUUCCUUACGUUACCCCAUAAAAAGCAGCACAUGAGUGUGAGCUCUGCUGUUAUGUUUUCUGCAGAUUUAUUUCGAAUUCAUCACAGCCUAAUUUUUUUUUAUUAUUGCAUGAAGCCGGCCAAUAGAGCGACCUCUGUAAAUUAUUUGAAUUUAUUUUAGCUUUUUUUUUUUUUAUUCUUUAGCUGCUUUUUUUCUUAUUGCUUUUUCUAUGUGCCUUAAAGUUGUAUAGAGAGUAUAGUAAUUCCAAAGCAAGGGGGACCGGAGAAGGAUGUAUUUAGUGGCAACGUGGUGGGGUAAAUACAUUUCUGAGGGGGAUUAGGGGUAAGUCUUCCUAUACUAUAAAUGAUCCCAUAGUUACAGCCCCCUCCCCAGGCACCACUUUGACUUGCUUUAUACACCGCAGAACAGUUGUAGCCCAUUCCCAGGCAAGAGAAAACUCUGUGGAUUUCAAUGGGCUCAAUGGAAUCAAUAAAACCAGUGUUACACCAA
This is a messenger RNA of Xenopus laevis (African clawed frog), 1761 nucleotides long. RefSeq names its product myeloid-associated differentiation marker L homeolog (gene myadm.L). Gene Ontology annotation, cellular component: membrane. NCBI's taxonomy places the organism in Eukaryota, Metazoa, Chordata, Amphibia, Anura, Pipidae. The record is from RefSeq and is marked provisional.